CCUACACUUCCUAUAAUAUGUGAUAAUCUCAAGCUUUCUUGUCCAUCUUCCGAAGAGAAACUUUCUUAGACUAAUGGGGUUGUUCAAAAGUGAGAGUGUAGUUUACAAGCCUGUGAAUGAAGUCAAUUUAGGCCCAGAUAGCAGUGAAUUCUAUCUCCAAGCCAAUGUCAAAGCCCCGCGCAUGACUGGGAUUUUGGUCAAGAUUUUCACUUGGUUCUUGGAAUCAAGAAUAUUUGGAGGCUUGCUUUUGUAUAUAUUGAAGGGAAACAAUCUUAUUCACAAGCUUAUUACAAAUGCAGAACUGGAAGAGCCACCCCUCUAUGUUCCCUUACAUCAUUUUGAAGACCACAAAGAAAAAGAAGUCAAAUGCUUAGAUUCUGCUUUGACUCCACCAGAGAAAAUUCAUCUUGCAAUAGAUUGCUUACCUACAUCUUCAGAAACAGCACAUAAUGGAACAAGACCUUCAUUUUGUCGCUGGACCAUAAUGGACUAUUCCAGAGCCUACAGCUCAGGAGAUAUAACACCAAACCUGGUUGCUGAAAGAUUUAUAGCUGCUGUUGAUGAAUCUUCAAAACCUUCACUCCAAAUGGGAUUCUUCAUUAACUACACUGCUGAGGAUAUACUAAGACAAGCACAUGAAUCAACUCUUCGGCAUCAGAGAGAUACUCAUUUGGUGCAUGUUGUGUUUGAAGGGGAACCUAUAUCAGUACUAGAUGGAGUUCUUGUUGCUAUCAAGGAUGAAAUAGAUUGUUUACCAUAUCCAACUACAGGAGGUACAAAGUGGCUCCACGACCAAAGGCCUUGUACAGAUGAUGCUUGCUGCGUUAAGCGUCUAAGAUUAUGUGGUGCCAUACUUGUUGGGAAGACUAACAUGCAUGAACUCGGGGCCGGAACUAGCGGCAUCAACCCACAUUAUGGGGCUGCUAGAAACCCAUAUGAUACCAAUAGGAUUGCAGGAGGUUCUUCAAGUGGAUCUGCUGCUGUGGUGUCUGCAGGGUUGUGUCCUGUAGCUCUUGGUGUUGAUGGGGGAGGCUCAGUGAGGAUGCCUGCAGCUCUUUGUGGUGUCGUUGGUCUGAAACCAACUUUUAAUCGUGUACCUCAUUCUGGAGUUCUUCCUCUAAACUGGACCGUUGGGAUGGUGGGAAUACUGGCAGACACUGUUGAGGAUGCAUUGAUCACUUAUGCAGCUAUCAGUGGUGAAAUUCCAUCCCAUCAACCCUCUAGUGUGCAUACCAAGAUAAAUCUUCCCUUGCUUCCAUUGACAAAGUCCAUAUCUGACAUCAGGUUAGCAAAAUAUGGGAAGUGGUUUGAUGACUGCAGUGAUGAGGUCAGAACAUGCUGUUCCCAUGCUUUGAGCAAGCUCCAGCACCAUUAUGGUUGGAAGACUGUAGAUGUCACUAUACCAGAAAUAGAAGUGAUGCGGCUGGCACAUUAUAUAACAAUUGCAUCAGAGUGUUAUACUUCACUUGACUCUUUUCGAGAUAAACAUCUUGCAGAAUCUGGAUGGGAUGUAAGGGUAGGACUUAACAUCUAUGGUGCUUUCAGCAGCAUGGAGUAUAUUAAAGCUCAGAAAAUUAGGAAUCGCCAGUUACAGUUUCACAACAAAAUAUUUGCUGAGGCAGAUGUCAUAGUGUCACCAACAACAGGUGUGACUGCAUACCCAAUUCAAGAUGAUGCACAGAAGACUGGUGAACUAGAUUAUGUCAAUGGAGCUGCACUUAUUCGGUAUUCCAUAUCAGGAAACUUCCUAGGACUUCCUGCGGUGACUGUUCCGGUUGGAUAUGAUAAAAUGGGUUUGCCAAUUGGUCUCCAGUUUAUAGGAAGGCCUUGGGCUGAAGCAACACUGCUCCACUUGGCAUUUGCAAUGCAGGCCAUUUGCUUGACAGAAUACAGAAAGCCAGUAAUAUUUUAUGAUCUGCUAAGAAAAGAUUAAAAAGACUCAGAUAUAUGAUGAGAAGGAAGCAUGCAGCAGGAGUAGCAUUUCUUUUUUUUCAAGAAAAAACAAAGCUAUGUUGUCUUGUUUGAUCUUAAUAUUGGGAAUCCUCUUCUUUAUUUACUUUUUUCUUGUUUCUCUUAUUAUUUGUUA
Molecule: messenger RNA, 2086 nt
Organism: Lotus japonicus
Lineage: Eukaryota; Viridiplantae; Streptophyta; Magnoliopsida; Fabales; Fabaceae
Product: fatty acid amide hydrolase-like
Exons: 20
Coding region: 74-1933 (619 amino acids)
Molecular function (GO): catalytic activity
Source: RefSeq, a predicted model, not a curated record